This is a messenger RNA of Pestalotiopsis fici W106-1, 1926 nucleotides long. RefSeq lists its product as uncharacterized. The coding region runs from base 1 to 1926 and encodes 641 amino acids. The transcript is spliced from 4 exons. The record is from RefSeq and is a predicted model, not a curated record. Lineage: Eukaryota; Fungi; Ascomycota; Sordariomycetes; Amphisphaeriales; Sporocadaceae.
AUGGGCCCCGUUUACCAACGGCUACGCGAUGGCGGUAAGCGCGGAAAGGGCUCCCCGGCGCCUGGGGUAUCGCAAAGCGAUGGUGAGGUUGGCCAAAGUACCCACACGCCGAAUAAGAAGAACCAAACGGUUGCUGGCCACUUGACUGAGGCUCUCGACGAUACACUUGACGACGAUAGCCUCACGCUUGGGGCCUAUCCUGGGAAUCGUCGCGUUUACACCCGAGGCGACGGGAGAAACAAUACCCUUGAGAUAUUUACAGGCACCGUGGAUCUGUGGAAAGAUUAUGUUGGAACGCAGAGCACAGAGGGCUUCUUUUGGGCUUUGCGCGAUGUCAUGUCCGCCUUCGACGACACAUCCGAAAAUGCCACUCCGCGCAUUGUACUAUACAUCACAAACUUAACCCGCUUGGAUUGUACGGACCCCAGUGUAUUAUUUGCUUCAAUCCCUACGAUCUGGGACUGUUUGACAUUGGCCGCUGUCUCUCUUUACACAAACGAGUCCGAUACCUCCAUGGACCAGGUUCCUCAUCUGAUCGAAUAUACAGAUCAGCUGGGCGUCGACAUGCUAAGAUUUCAGCCUCGCAAGGUUCUCACAUCAGCUCUUUCGUGUGUGAAUGCUGCCUGCAGCAACGCCAAUUGUACCAUACCUUUUCCAUCGCUCGAUCCUACACUCAAUGCUUCUCAGACAGUUCAUGAUGCUUGGUUAUCACUGCACUCAGUUUGUGACAAUACAGAGAAAUGGGUUGCUAAUCCAGACAUAAUCGGACCAGGUGUUUUGAUUUCAUAUAUGUCUCAAGUCAUUAUGGGAGUUCUCUCAUGGGCGAUAUUUGCUCUCUGCAGUCUUGCCGCUGUGGUUAUAAAAGCAGACAAGUUAAACUCUAGGUUCCCAUCAUCAUUUCCUCCGAGCCCGAGAGUUUCCCGGUGGCUAGCGACAUUAUCGCGGACAGCUGGCAAGUUUCAUGAAACAUUCUUGCAAGCAAAUCCCAUAGCCAUUCUGCAGAUGAGCGUGGUCGAGUUUCAAGAGGCACAAUGCUUCUUCGUCAUGGCUACUCAAUUUGCAAUCUUCAUGGCCCGCAGGAAAUUUAGCUCCAAUUUCUCCUCAAACACGUCAGGUUUUGGCUUUUUCCAAGACGAAAAUUCCGCAACGCUGCUCGCUGUCUGCGGCGUAUUGCCAAUGGUCCUCACUCAGGCCACUCUGGCUCGGUGCGGUCGAAAUCCAAUCUUUACGCUGGUACUCUCAUCAGCGACAUUAGGUCUGUCCUUUGCCGCUCGCAAAGUUACCGCCCCGUUCUCUGAUUUCGAGUCGGUUUCUUCGGAUCAACUCUUCCAAAUCUUUGAUGGCGUGAACCAGAUCCUCGAAUGUGGUGGUCGCACUUCACCAAGAACAUUUUGUGGAACGAUCCAGGAUGCGCAGAAAUACCUCCCCUCCGGCGGAGCCAUUUAUGAUUACAACUUCUUCACGGGCCUUUGGAUCUACCUGAUACUUCUCUUCAUUCUCUUGAACCUAUGGGCGGAACGACUGAGACAGGUCGAUAUGAUCUCAUCUGCGUUGACUACCUGGAUAAGCGGGGGUUUGAACCGAUUAAUUAGACCCAUAUCGAUCGUUAUAGCCUGGAUGAAGUUCCUUCUCGAACUUGUGAUUGCGGCUAUGGCUCUCCUCGGAUUCAAAAUACAAGUGGAAUUGUUUGGUUUUACCGUUACCACUUCAUCAUGGGGAAUUGGACAGUUCGUUGCCGCUGUAAUAUUCGCGCCUGUUAUUUACAAGUGGAUCUUCUACACAUUAUUUCGGAUAAAGCCAGAACUACCCGUAUCUCAACAGAACAGAAGCGCUGGAGCGAAUGACGAAAACGUGUUUCUGAUCAGCGCCGCGCCUCAAGUUCCAAUGGAGCAGAUGAGCAGACCAUACACGCGAGGAACAAUUUAG